Naegleria lovaniensis is the source of this 1023-nucleotide messenger RNA. RefSeq lists its product as uncharacterized. The record is from RefSeq and is a predicted model, not a curated record. The transcript has a single exon. Bases 1 to 1023 code for a protein of 340 amino acids. Gene Ontology annotation, molecular function: protein binding. Lineage: Eukaryota; Heterolobosea; Eutetramitea; Acrasida; Naegleriidae.
AUGAAGGAAUGCAAAGAUCGGGAUCAAACCAUUGCUCAAAUACCUCAUGAAAUAUUAGUGAAUCACAUAUUUAUAUAUUUGGAAGGAUUGGAAUUAUUUCUAAUGACGAGAAAAGUGUGCUUUACAUGGAAUGAACUCAUCACCAAGCAUGAUAUCAUACAAAGUUUGAAUAUCAAAUCAUCUGGGAGCUCUGAAACUCAUGAAAAAGGUUCCGAGAGAGGAAUUACCCUUGUUGCACACUUGUCUCGGAAUUUGAAGAAGUGCGAAAGUUUUUAUCAAUGUGCGAAUAGUGGUUUGUUUAGUAAUGUUUCAACACUUGUUUUGAGUGGUCUUUAUAUAGGAAUUGUUCGACCCAAGACCGAAAUGAUUUCAUCAACAUUCGUUCCAUCGUAUCCUGGAAAGACCAUUGUCUCGAGAGGUUAUAUUAAAACCAGAAAUGCAACAAUGGUUGGUUCAGAAGAUGAAUUCGAGGGUGGAAGCGUUUUGAAAUUCAUGCCGAAAUUAAAACAUUUAAAUUUAAGCGGAGACAAUAUUGGUGAUGAACGAAACAAUUGGGUUCAAGAUGUAACAAGUCAACAAAUUCAAUAUUUGGAUUUAUCUGGAAAUGAUUUUGGUCUCAUGACUUGUCAACAUUUGACCCAUUCAAUAGAAUUGAGACAUGUACAGUACUUGAAUUUGAACAACAACUCGAUCACUGAGGCAUGUUGCACGUGUUUAGCGAAAGCAAGUUUCAAAAGCCUCAAAGUGUUAAAACUGGCAAACAAUCAAGUGACCAAUGCUGGUCUUUAUACUCUCUGUGAAUCAUCAUCGAUUGUGGACACCUUGGAGCAUUUGGACAUCUCAUCAAAUGAAAUUACAGAUGUGGCAUGUCAUGAGUUGGCAAGUGGUAGAUUUCAAAUGAAGCAUCUCACCCUAUUUCACAUGAGACAUAAUGAUGCUAUCACUCCCACCACUAAAACCAUGCUUUUACAACAUCGACAACAUAUUUCGCCAAAACUCAGUGAAGAGAAUUUCAAAUUGUGA